AUGGUCGAGGCGCAUCGAGGGCUGGCUAAGGACGCCAGCAUCCAGCCUCCCUACCGUACCCGCUACCCGCCUGAGGAGUGUAGGCGUGCACACCGCCUGGUUCUGCCAUCGCGCGCUCCGCCUCCAUCCCCGCGCCCGCAGUCCCCGCCGCAGUCCUCGCAUCCGCGCCCGCAGCCGAGCAGUCCUGCCGCGCCCGCAGUCCCGCAGCGUCGCCGCGCUCGCGCUUCCCCGCGACAGCCGCCAUGCGCCCUAUCUCCGCCGUGCCUACGCCUCCUCCCCCGCCCGCCCGAGACCCGCCAAGUUUCCCUUCCUUACACGGCGAGAUCCACCAUCGGCGCCCCCUUCCCUGGCGAGCCACAGCCGUCCACGUUCCUGGCCACCGGCGACCUCCCUUCUCUAGCCCUUAGCGGCGAGCCAACACCUCCUCCCCAUGGCUGCCCUCCAGACCCCAGUCCCGUCCGCGCAUCCGCUCCCUCAUCAGCGACGCACCGAUUCUCCCCGACGUCGCCCAUGGCGUGGACAGCGACCUCCCUCACCCUGCACUCUGGCUACAAAAGGAAGAAUCUCUUAUCUUCCGGGUCACCAAAACAAAUGAAGUUAGUGGUAUAGAAAAGGUAAUUUUUGUGCUACUAGCUUGUCAUCUGCAAACCACCACAGUAAUUUUUAUUAGCUAAAUGAUAUGUCAAUGGGUUAACAAGGAUUUACUCUACAUCCAUAUUGACAGAAAUACAACACCCCAUGAUUUCCCAUUGAAACAAAAGGAAGACAUUCAUAUCCAUCAUUGCAAUUGCAAAAGAAAAAAAAUAGCAGGAUGUGCAAGCUGUUCCAAUUGUUUUUUCUUUUCCAAUUCUUAGUCCAUGCAAUUGCCUUUAUGCUUCUGCAAUCUGUCUGAUUGAUGAUUAAUCAAUUAAGUUUUGUAAAAGGAAUUAGUUGCUUAGAUCUCUGGACUUGAGGAGCAAAGGAAUCAACUCGAGGCAGAACUGAAAAAGGCAAUACUAUUCUCUCUAUUUCCACCUUCAUGAAGAUCUAUCGUUCAAUAUAUUUCUUCCAAAAUAUUUCAGCAACUUACAUAGUGGCAAAAUUGCUGUUUUUUUGCUAAACAGUUCAGGGUGGAGACAACCAACAGAUUUUGCUGUGAACAUUAAUCUUUGUUAGUUAGGUUUACUUAUUCAUAGAGGGUAAUGUUUACAUGAGAGGUUUGUUUUUAAAAGUGAUUCUGAAACUCAGAUUACAGGUGAAUACUAAAUUGAAAGUUGCUACAGUGAAGCUUAAAAAAACUAGAGAGGAACAGAACCAAUUUGAUGAAGCAAGCAAUCAGAUUGUGUUGCACCUAAAACCAAAGGUUAAGUUUUUGUAGGGGUCGUAAUGGGAUCUAAAAUUUAAGGAUCAAAUCAGAUUAGGAUCAUGCUCUAUUUUUGUUCAUUUUUGAAAAUCCUAUAUAAGCAUGGUGAAAGCUGAGAAGAGAUAUUCUCAACAGAAACACCUUUGCCAUGGAAGCCAUGGAUUUCCUAUAAACAAAUAGCUCCAGUGAGUAAAAUUAUAAAUGGGUAGUCAUAAGACGUGUAAACGUACCUAAAGCAGAGCAUAUAGUUCAGGAAUAUUCUCCACAAGUGUCUCAAAUAAUCAGAUCCAAGCAACCAUGAGCAUGACAAAAUUAAGUAUUAGGUAUGUAUUGUUUCAUUUGAUAAUUCUAGGAUGUUUGUACUUCACAUCAGA
This is a messenger RNA of Zea mays, 1716 nucleotides long. RefSeq names its product anther-specific proline-rich protein APG-like. Bases 1 to 609 code for a protein of 202 amino acids. The record is from RefSeq and is a predicted model, not a curated record. NCBI's taxonomy places the organism in Eukaryota, Viridiplantae, Streptophyta, Magnoliopsida, Poales, Poaceae. The transcript is spliced from 3 exons.